AUCUGCUGUCCAGUCCUAUCCGCCCUGACGCCGCUUUGCGCAUGCUCCCAUUGGAGUUUAGGGUGGGAGAGUUAGCCGUUAGCACGGAGAGCUAACAGCCGGAGUGUGUAAUGGCGGCCUCGGUGUUGUUGGGGUCUGCGGACAACACCGGACUCAACUUCACGGUCGGAGGCGGCAGCAGCACGAGGAAUGUUCUAGUGGGGAAUAAUAACGGACUGGGACCGGCGGGUCCGGCGCCCUGGAACCGUUCUCUGGACCGCGCGCUGGACGAAGCCUCGGCCACCGGGUGUCUGAACCUCAGCGGCAGGAAGCUGAAGGAGUUUCCCCGGAGCGCCGCCAACCACGACCUGACGGACACCACCAGGGCCGAUCUGUCUCGAAACCGUCUGCCAGAGCUGCCUCUGGACGUCUGUCUCUUUGUGUCUCUGGAGAGUCUGAACCUGUACCAGAACUGUCUCAGGUCACUACCAGACAGUCUGCUCAACCUGCAGGCCCUCACCUACCUGAACCUCAGUCGAAACCAGCUAUCUGUGCUCCCUGCGGUCGUCUGCAGUCUUCCCCUCAAGGUUUUGAUUGCCUGCAACAACAAACUGGUUUCUCUGCCAGAAGAACUGGGACAGCUGAGGCACCUCACCGAACUGGAUGUGAGCUGUAAUGAGAUCCAGACUUUACCGUCUCAGGUGAGUCGGCUGGAGAUGCUGCGCGACCUGAACAUCAGGAGGAACCACCUUGUCAGACUGCCCCCAGAGCUGGCCGAGCUCCCUCUGGUGCGUCUGGAUUUCUCCUGUAACAAAGUGACCUCCAUCCCCCUCUGUUACCGACAACUUGCACAGCUGCAGACCAUCAUUCUUGACAACAACCCUCUGCAGACCCCACCUGCACAGAUCUGCAUUAAAGGGAAAGUCCACAUAUUUAAGUACCUGAACCUGGAGGCCAGUAAGAUGACCCCUGAUCUCCCAGACUAUGACCGACGACCUCUGACCUUCAGCUCCUGUGUUGAUGAGCUGUACCCUGGCCGUCCAUAUGGAGCCUUGGAUUCAGGCUUCAACAGUGUCGACAGUGGAGACAAGAGGUGGUCUGGGAACGAGCCCACAGAGGAGCUGUCGGAGCUACCGCAGAGAGUGGCUGAGAUCAGCAGAGAGCAGAGACAGAGGCGAGAGGACGGACGAGGAGGUGGGGGAGGACCACUGCUGGCUAAUGGGACAUAUGUGGAGCUGGAGCAGAUCGACUUCAUAGACAGCUGUGUGGGGGAGGAGGAAGAGGAGGGGAGGAGUGGUGGGGGUGGAGGGGGGGACGGCACCAGCCUGAGCUCUCCGUUCAUGGCCUAUAUCGAGAGGCGUAUCACCAGAGAGGGUUCUCCGGUCAAAACCAACAUGUCUCGGACAGAAGACACAAGGAGACACAACAGGAGUGUGAUCGAUGGUGUCACAGCACCGCCUACCACCCAGAAUCAGAGAGGAGGUAUUGCAGGUCCAGCGGGGGUGGAGAGGAUGAGGAGGGAGGCUCAGCUUGCUGCUCUGAGGUACGAGGAGGAGUACCACCACUUUAACCAGUCACACCCCAGUUUACUGUGGACCAAAGCUGGGACUUCAAUCAAACAGCUGUUCAACAAGCCAAACACAACACCACACUUGCAGAAAUAUGACGUCUUCACUCUUCCUGUGGUCAAAAGACCAAGCAGCUGCUCUGCAGCAGAGCAUGAAUGUUUCCGCAGAGAGGACGGGAUGGAGUCACAGACAGCAGCUAGUUUACAGCCAGAGCUGCGCCUCCUUACGCAUAAAGCAGCUCAGACUCCAACAAAGUCCAGUCCAGACAGUGAGAACGUUUACCCCUUCAGACGCUCCACCCACACAGAUGACUCCGCCUUAUUCAUGCAGGGAGAGGACAGGGCAGCUCUUUCUCCUACAGCCAAUCAGUCACCUUCAUACCCAAGCUCAGGGAGCAUGUCUUCCUGUCGUGCAGCAGGUCUGAGACCUGAGGGCUUCCUGUUUCGCCUCGGCCAGAAAGAAGAGAAGAGGAAAGGCGAGAGAGUGCCACCAGUCAGAGGUGACACUGCUAAUGCUCCUCAGAAACAGGAGGAGGCUCCUGUUGCUGCUCCUCUGGUUGGAGAAGACGCUGAGUUGGUGGAGCAGCUCCGAAAGAACAUUGAGGCACGUCUCAAAGUCUCACUGCCCAGUGACCUGGGAGCAGCUCUGACGGACGGGGUGGUGCUAUGUCACCUGGCCAAUCACGUAAGACCACGGUCCGUCCCCAGCAUCCACGUCCCCUCUCCUGCAGUGCCUAAACUCACAAUGGCCAAAUGUCGAAGAAAUGUCGAAAACUUCCUGGAGGCGUGUCGCAGGAUCGGAGUCCCACAGACCCAGUUGUGUCUUCCUCUUCACAUCCUGGAGGAGCGAGGACUCCCCCAGGUGGCCGGAACUGUCAGCGCUCUGCUCAACCUGGCCCCGCCUCGCCACACUGUCACGAUGACGACAUCAUCAUCGUCAUCCACUACACCCGGACCCUCCAUCGCCAUGUAGACAAUGCUAACAUCAGCACUGGAUGCACUCAGCCUUAGCUGGAUUUAUAGGGUGGAGGUGGAGCGUCAGAGGAAACAAGACCAUUUUGGAUGAAAGCCUCCAGAACAGCAGGUCGGCAUCUGAUGGAGACAUGAACAGAGCUGAACAUACAUAUUACUGACAUGAUCUCAGAACUAUCAAGUGCUUAGAAACCUCUCAGAGAAAUGAAUCCGAGUGCCUCGUGUUUAACAGUGAGAAGGGGUUAGUGUGAGGAUGGAGGAGGGUGGCUGUGGAGUGAAAAUCGGAAGGUUAAAAUAUGUGCAUACAUGUUUAAAAUUAUGAACGGGAACAAAAAUAAUAUAAAUAGAAUCAAAAGUCACUAAAGCAGAUAAAUAGAGAUGGUUAUUAACUUUGUCAUACAGGUAUUUUAUCACAGUUUUACAGUGUGAGGAUGGAAAACUAAUCAAUGACUAGAUGUGUAUAUACUGGUAACACGAUGGUAGGCCUGAGAUUAAACUGGCAAAGCUAACUGCUAACUGGUCUCACCUACUUACUGAGGAUGUUGGAGCUCAUUUACCUUUUGUUUUUACAUGCUGACAGGCUGAAAUGCACUGCAGUCAUGAUCUGACAUUUUUUACCUUUUAUUUAACUUAUGUAUUUAUGAUUCUGCAAAUGACAGUGAAAUACACACAAGAGCAUAUUCAAGUGAAAACACUUAUUUGCAAAAUGUUAAAAACAAAAAACUUUAAAAUUACACCAUAAAUGAACCGGAAAUUAAACAUCACCUGCAAAUUAAACUAAACUCGGUCUGUCUCCAUAAAUAAACUGACAUACAGGGUUUGCAUGUUAGCUAAUGCAACUCAAUGCUAAUUGCUAAGGAACACUAGCUUAGAUGUAAAGUUGCUAAAUUAAAAAUAACACUAAUGUAGCUCACUGCUAACAAUAGCCAACGCUGACUGAGUUGAGUUGAAAGUGAUGCAAACAGACCUUCAGAUUAGGUUCUUGGUUAAAGCUAAUGUAGCUCAGUGCUAACAUUAGCUAACAUGUUGUAAUCAGAAGAAUCUUCAGCUCUGUUUUUAGACUCCAUCAGAUCCAAACUUGAGCUGAAUUUAUUUUUAAUACUCAAAAGUGACAGAAUUUGCCUUUUCUCUGUUCUUGGUGGAGGUUUGGUCUGAAUGAUGAAGAUGCAGAACCUCCAACCCCUGGAAUCUGACUGAUUUUUAGCAUCUUCAGUUUGAUGGAUGGACAUCGUCUUUGUACAGGACUGUUUUUAUUUUCCACCCUGUCGUUAGUAUUUCAGUUUUUAUUCUUCUCCUACCUGCUUUUACAUGUCUGUGUCCCCGAUCCUCGAUGGCUUUUUGGUUCAGGCUGAACAGACAUUAGCAGCAGUCUUAGAGCAUUUGACUAUCUGACUGAUCCUCCCUAGGUGAUCAGGACCUUCAUCACUGGUCAGCAUCAUUCACCUGCAUCCUCACACAUUCAUUCAGUGAAAUUAAAAAGGACAUGGAAACUGA
Messenger RNA from Monopterus albus (swamp eel), 4012 nucleotides. It is a transcript of the gene lrch3, whose product is annotated as leucine-rich repeats and calponin homology (CH) domain containing 3. The transcript is spliced from 22 exons. Gene Ontology annotation, molecular function: protein binding. Lineage: Eukaryota; Metazoa; Chordata; Actinopteri; Synbranchiformes; Synbranchidae. Gene Ontology annotation, cellular component: cytoplasm. Bases 111 to 2519 code for a protein of 802 amino acids. The record is from RefSeq and is a predicted model, not a curated record.